AUGGAUAAUACUUCAGAAUUGAGACUUUACUUUGCAUGCGAAUUGUGCGGUAUGUGUUGUAAAAAGAGAGUGAAAAGCUCAGUUGAGUCAGAUGUUAUACUCCAAGCAAGCGAGAUAAUUCCAGGCUCUAUACCACAAUUUUCGGACGUUACUUUAAAGCGAAACAAACGCGCACAACAAAAAGACUGUACUGCUUCUUCCAAGCGACACCACAUACUUCAAUCGCAGGCAUCCACAGAAGGUCUUCUUGCUGUCUUGUCGUCGCACAGUCUUUCACCACAGACGAAGCAAUUGCAUACCAGAAACAUGCCACUUGUCGUCGACACGAUUUAUUCUCCAGUGAUUACUUCAAAACAUGCAUGCCAGAGUUUUCUUGAGCCAGAGAGCAAUACGCAGCCCAAACAAGCCGUUUUACCUGUCCAGACUCAGCAGGUUCUAAGCUGUUACUCUGACGCUCAUUCUCCAUACGACCGCAACAUGGUGCAGUUUUCAGGUCUGUAUGUCGUUCGUGGUCCUACAGCGCCGAAACAUUUGCGAUAUACUAUGGAAAUUACGAUCGCAAAAUUGCACUUACGAUCACGCUGUAUCCAGCGAUUUCAGAGCUUUUUCCUCCUACGAAAACGUCUCCUCAAGAUCCUCAAGACUCGAUUGCCAUCUCGCAAAACAUUAUUGGACGAAACUCCGUUCAUUUCGGCCAAUUAUGAACUUGUGGAAUUUCUAACGCGUCCUCGGUCUAUUCAGUGUCACGAAUGUGAGUCGACAUACCGUCAACUUGCUUCAGUGAAAUUUCCGCGUCGGACUUUGCUAUCUCCAAGUAGUCAAGAUGUGCAAGAACGUUCUCAGCUGCUUGAGACGUUUCUUGACCAUUGCGUGCAAAUUGCUACGAGGUGGGCAGCUUGCCAGCGCAGCAAAAGAAUGUUUGUUGCGACUCUAGGUACGUUCUUAGGGGUUGAUCUAACGACUCUUCUGAACAAUCAAAAGGAAGUUUUGGAAGUUCGUUGCGUCAAAGACGAAAAGAACGACUUGGCUUUGACCAAAGCGAAUGAUGGUGCGAUGCUGUCGCCAUCUCUUCAAGAUAAGAGCGAUCAUGGUGACGAUUUCAAAGAUGACCGGCACUCAGAACCAAACUUUACCUUCAUUUCCGACUUGUCUGGACAUAACAACGUUAAGCGUAGCCAGUCGCAUCGCUGA
This is a messenger RNA of Plasmopara halstedii, 1191 nucleotides long. RefSeq names its product Phox homologous domain. The transcript has a single exon. Lineage: Eukaryota; Oomycota; Peronosporomycetes; Peronosporales; Peronosporaceae. The record is from RefSeq and is a predicted model, not a curated record. The coding region runs from base 1 to 1191 and encodes 396 amino acids.